UGUGGUCCACGUAAAAGAACUCAGUCAAAGGCUUGUUUUAGAAAUUUCCGAAAAUAGAUGGAAUCAUGAAGUAGCCGUUGAACAAAAAGGUAAGUGUUUAUAUAUUUGAAGAUAAAAACCAGUUAUCUUUUUUUGUUGUAAAAUGAUAAUAAUAAUAACAGAAGAUUAAAAAUAAAACAAACAACAAUAUGCCGAAGAGUUCGCCCUCCCGCUGUCCAAAGUUAGUUUCCUCCUCCACAACACAUCAAUACGCGUCGCCAUGCUCGCUCUCUCCCUCUCUCUCGUCCUCAUCUUUCUCGUCUUCUGCAUCUCUCUGUUUCUGCAAGAUAGCGGCGGUCAAUCUUCUCUCUAUCUCUCUCUGUAUUCGUGUGUAUACACACUUGUGGUUAUCUGUUUUCGCUGAGCGAUGACGGCGCGUGGAAACCGUUCGACUAUAUGCCUGAACGAGAAAUGGCGAAAGCAAAACAAGGAUUGCAAAUCUCGUGCCGUGAGGGUCUUCGAAAAUGCUGAUAUUAAGCCCAGACGGGCUAGAUUUUACGAGCGCUCUCUCUCCCUCGUUUUCUUACUCUGGUGCUUCCUCUUUCUGGUUUACUCCAAGCUUGGUCUUGGCCAUAAAAAUGGAGAUGGAACUGGAAAUUACGCAGAUGGGUCGGUUUUGGAAAUCCAGAAUUCCACAAGUCCCAAUGGUACCGUUUUCUCUCAGGCGACAGCGAAAGAUAGCAACUUUUGUCUAAGGAAGAAGGGCCAGCUAGAGGAUGUGUUUGAGCAUGCUCUGGGAAACAACACUUUGUUGAUCUGCAGAGUCGUGCAAGAAGAGAGAACAAACAAGACUCUCGAAGCAUAUGAUUCCGGUAUUGUCACCUUUGAUGAAAAGUUCUGUGAAGUAAACGGUUCCACCGAGCCAACGGAGCUUGUAAAUGUGACCCAUCAUAGGUUAGAGCCGGAUGGAAUGGGGUAUAAUUUCGCUUCUGCUAUGAAGGGUGCAAAAGUCGUGGCCCAUAACAAAGAAGCGAAAGGAGCCUGUAACGUACUCGGGAAAGAUCACGACAAGUAUUUAAGAAACCCGUGUUCAGUUGCAGAUAAGUUUGUGGUGAUCGAGCUCGCUGAAGAGACGUUAGUUGACACUGUAAAGAUUGCAAAUUUUGAGCAUUACUCUUCGAAUUUCAAAGAGUUCAGCUUAUCAGGCAGCCUGAAUUACCCAACUGAGACAUGGACGCCGGCUGGCAGUUUCGUGGCUGCAAAUGUGAAACAUGUCCAGACAUUUCGGCUUUCAGAACCCAAAUGGCUGAGGUAUCUGAAACUGGACCUGUUUAGCCACUACGGUUCGGAGUUUUACUGUACUCUGAGUGUUGUAGAGGUCUACGGCAUUGAUGCUAUCGAGAGAAUGCUUGAAGAUCUGUUUGUUGCAUCUGAUACUCUCCCAGGUAGACACACUGUGUCCGAACUGAACCGGGAAGUUGAAAUCACUGGCGAAAAACGAGACAGGAAAGUGAAGGGCAACGGAACAGUGCAGAUUGGGGAGGAAAUCGAUGCUCAGAAGAAGAAAGAUGACAUUGUGAAGAGCGGGAGCUCGAGUGACAAGAAACACGAGUUCAGGGAGAAGCAUAACGUUUUGAAAGUGUUGAUGCAGAAAGUAAAGUCCCUCGAGAUGAAUUUAUCGGUUCUGGAGGAGUAUGUAAAGGAAAUAAACCAGAGGGAACCAGAGAUUAGCUUGGAGAUAAACAAAACCCUAAUGCUUGUGGAGGAAAGCAAAGCUGAAAUCAGACAACUCAUGGAUUGGAAAGAGAAGACGGAAAAGGAACUCAAAGACACAGAUCUAUGGAAAACCCUUGUGAUUUCCCGUGUAGAAUCGUUGGCCAGAGAUAACAGAGCCUUGAGAUCGGAAGUGGAGAAGAUUGGAAGAGAGCAGGCAUAUCUAGAGAGGAAAGAGCUUGGAAUUCUCUUGAUAAGCCUCUUCUUCGUGUGCUUGGCAACGAUCAGGUUAGUCUCCACUCGAAUCCGGGCCAUUCUUGGAGCUUCUUGUACGGACAAACCGAGGCCGAGGCCAGAUAGCGGUUGGGUCAUGAUACUUCUCAGCAGCAGCAUCUUGCUUUUCAUCACUUUGCUCUCUUAGUAGGAACUCACUCUCAGGGUCUAGGGUUUUAGAUGUGCCUUGCCUCGCAAGUUAUUAUACCCCUUCAGAUUAGGAGGAAGAAUUAUUUCUUAAAAAAAAUAGAAUGAAGAAAGAAAACUACUAAAAUGUUUUUGGAGGUCGAAUUUUAUUUCCUUGUUUU
Messenger RNA from Tarenaya hassleriana, 2273 nucleotides. RefSeq lists its product as uncharacterized. NCBI's taxonomy places the organism in Eukaryota, Viridiplantae, Streptophyta, Magnoliopsida, Brassicales, Cleomaceae. The coding region runs from base 407 to 2113 and encodes 568 amino acids. The transcript has 4 exons. The record is from RefSeq and is a predicted model, not a curated record. Gene Ontology annotation, biological process: protein folding in endoplasmic reticulum. Gene Ontology annotation, cellular component: cytoplasm; membrane.